Messenger RNA from Synchiropus splendidus (mandarinfish), 921 nucleotides. RefSeq names its product cytochrome c oxidase subunit 6B1. Gene Ontology annotation, cellular component: mitochondrion; respiratory chain complex IV. The transcript is spliced from 6 exons. Bases 411 to 671 code for a protein of 86 amino acids. The record is from RefSeq and is a predicted model, not a curated record. Lineage: Eukaryota; Metazoa; Chordata; Actinopteri; Syngnathiformes; Callionymidae.
AUUAUUUUUACAUGCUUGUAUUGGCACUUUUACCCAAGGAAAUGAUCCCAACACCUCUUUCAUCGCUGAACCUGGGUACAUUUAUUGUCCCAGAGGACUUUGCCGUGUAAAUGAAAAGAAAACCACUCGAGUGUGUCACAUCAACCAAAGAGUGUUGAGCAAAGAUGUGUUGGUGAAGAAGAAGAGGUAGCCGAAGGUUUGAGAGGUGAGCGGAGGAGACAGACAAGCAUCCCGUGACAGCACCAGGGAGCAGCGGUACACUUCCACAAGCCCUGCAACCUUUGGUGCUUUCAGAGAGAAGAAGAACGCGGAUGAGAAAAUAUCCCAGAAUCCUUUGUGCCAUUAGACGAGAAGGACAUUAUUCCGGAGAGGACACGGUGCUAAAAAAUCUUCAAGUAUAAACCGCAGCGAUGUCUGAGACCAUCCAAGAUAAGAUCCAGAACUACAGGACCGCUCCUUUUGACGCCCGUUUCCCCAACACAAACCAGACCCGCAACUGCUACCAGAACUACCUGGACUUCCACCGCUGCAACAAAGCUCUGUCGGCCAAAGGCCAGGAUGUGUCUCCUUGUGACUGGUACCAGAGAGUCUAUAAGAGCCUUUGUCCCACAAGCUGGGUGGGGAAGUGGGACGACCAGAUGGAGAGUGGAAGUUUCCCAGGGAAAAUCUAAAGCUGUUGUUGAACAACGUAUUCCACUCCAGGAUCUUCUCUUUGUGUUUCUUUAGUAGUCGAAGAACAUGUGAACCCAUCCACCAACAUGGUCAUCAUCGUCACAGAUGUUACUUACUCAAACUUGUAACUUAUGCUUGUAAACACGCACAACCCUUUUCCUUUAUGUUUAAGGUCAAAGGUUUGUUUCCAGAAUCUAUUGUCAGCUAUUGUUCUUCAGCAUUGUGUGAAUAAAGACAAUGCAGAUUAAA